UGGAGGGCCGCACGAAGGCACGUUUGAAGGAUACGGACCUUAUUUGAGUCGCAUAAUGACUUGUUUUAUCCUUUUUUUCUGUUAUUACUAGUGUCUUCCCGUAGAAUACAGCACGUAUGUAGCUCUUAGAACGUGGCGUUUUCCCUUCCUAUCUGUUAAAAGAUGCCUUCGUGUAGCGGCGUGUUUUGAUAUUUGAUUCGUAAUCAUGAAGAAGCGUUAUUUUUAAAUGAUCAUCAUCACCGUCACCAGAACUCGCUGUCUGGGAGUUUUACGCACACACACGCUCUCUGUUCUAAUGAUCAACUUUAUUACGUGAAUCUCGACUGGAGGCAAAGAGAAGACAGAUAUUUUGGUCAGUAGCAGCAGCAGCACGUCGACGGAGCAGUACUGUACUAGUAGUGUAGUAGUGACGUGUAAAUUACUCCAACAGAAGACCUGACAGCUUUAGGGUCUCCGGGUUGGCAGAGCAAUGAAUUCUACACGUCGUUGUUUUGUGCGGUUCAUGAUGAGCACGAAAGCCCUGGUACCUGGCGCGUCCUGGCCCUGCUCGAACCUGGGACCGGCUGCUCAGAUCUUAAGGACUUUCCGUGUCAGCGGUACGGUUGCGAAGAAGAAGAGCCGACCCGUGAGGACCGGCUACGACGAGAAGCCGGAACGGGAGCGAUCCCUCGUAGCCGACGACGACGACGACGACGACCCGUUCGAACGGGCCGCCCGGGAGGCCGGGACCAAGGCCGCGUUCGACGGCCUGCUGGACGUCUUCGUUCGGAGGGACGUCCGGAGACGCGGCCACGUGGAGUUCAUAUACGCUGCUUUGAGGAAGAUGCCCGAUUUUGGAGUAGAGCACGAUAUCGCUGUUUAUAACAAGCUCCUGGAUGUUUUCCCCAAAGAGGUGUUUGUGCCACGGAACUUCAUCCAGCGCAUGUUCAACCACUACCCUCGGCAGCAGGAGUGCGCCAUCCAGGUGCUGGAGCAGAUGGAGAACUACGGGUUAAUGCCUAAUGUGGAAACCAAGGUCCUCCUUGUGCAGAUCUUUGGAGAGAAGAGCCACCCUAUGCGGAAGUAUCAGCGGAUGAUGUACUGGUUCCCGAAGUUCAAGCAUGCGAACCCCUACCCCGUCCCCCUACAGCUGCCUCGGGAUCCCGUGGACCUCGCUCGCUUCAGUCUCAAUCGCAUUGCGCAUGACCUAGAUGCCCGCGUCGCAGUCUACCAGUUCCCCUCUACAGAAGUGUCUGAGACUGGGGAAAAGGUGUCACGCCCACAUGUCGUAGGCAUUCAGAGUCCGGAGCAGCGACGGCUGUUGGCCGAGCACAACCCCAGCAGGCCGGUGUUUGUCGAAGGUCCCUUUCCCUUGUGGCUCAGGAAGACCUGUGUUCACUACUAUGUGCUCAGGGCCGACCCUCUCCCGCCUGAGGAAAAGGUGGAGGAAUCUAUAGAUCCAGAGCGGAGUUUCUUUUAUCCACUAGAACUUGACCUGGAUUUGGAUCGGGACUUUGGGGAUCUUGACAGCUUUGAUGUUGAUGAAGUGGAGGAAGGACCAGUGUUUGCUAUGUGCAUGGCUGGCCAAGCAGACCAGGCCACCCUAGCCAAGUGGAUCUCCGGGUUGCAAGAAACCAACCCCAUCUUGGGACGAACCCCUAUUCUGUUCCGACUUGAGUCGGGCCCCAGAGAGCUACAGCAAGCUACGGAGUCCGAGCCAGAGCCUAGUGCAGAGGAGGAGCCCUUACACAGCCAGGGCAUGAAGCAGUGAGGCCCGGAACAUAACACUGGUGUUGUUUUCUCCACUCGUGCCUGGAGGGAGCACUUUUACAAAACAGCCAGCGUGAAAUACUGUAAAGACUGAACUGACUUUCCAGAAGCAGAUGCUUCCAGUACAUGUCAACUGCUUCGAGAAAUAGUUGCACUUUCAGAUAUGUAAUAACUACCCUAUUAAGCUGUUAAAUUAAUGUGGUUUCUGAUUUUCAGAUAUCAAAUGUUACAUGUCUGAUUUGUUUCUGCUUUCAUGCCCCUGUAGCUUUGCUAAGGAGUGCUUGCAAAUUCAGUUGUCGUAAACAGCGAGAAAUUAAACGGUAGUGAAAUGUGAACACAGAA
Scleropages formosus (Asian bonytongue) is the source of this 2091-nucleotide messenger RNA. It is a transcript of the gene ecsit, whose product is annotated as ECSIT signaling integrator. Gene Ontology annotation, cellular component: mitochondrion. Gene Ontology annotation, molecular function: protein binding. Gene Ontology annotation, biological process: cell surface receptor protein serine/threonine kinase signaling pathway; innate immune response. NCBI's taxonomy places the organism in Eukaryota, Metazoa, Chordata, Actinopteri, Osteoglossiformes, Osteoglossidae. Bases 470 to 1750 code for a protein of 426 amino acids. The record is from RefSeq and is a predicted model, not a curated record. The transcript is spliced from 7 exons.